Messenger RNA from Lagenorhynchus albirostris (white-beaked dolphin), 2903 nucleotides. RefSeq lists its product as uncharacterized. NCBI's taxonomy places the organism in Eukaryota, Metazoa, Chordata, Mammalia, Artiodactyla, Delphinidae. Bases 1928 to 2833 code for a protein of 301 amino acids. The transcript is spliced from 15 exons. The record is from RefSeq and is a predicted model, not a curated record.
GAGUUAAAUUUGAGAUACAAGUGCCAUAACACUUUUUCAUUUAGUAGGCUUGGAACCUUAAGAACCAAUAUAAAAUUAACAGAGUAUGGAAAGGUCUUUUAACUUUCAUGGUGCUUCCUCCCUAUCUUGUUUUAGAGCUGGGAAAUGUUUUUCUUUUUUGGAAAGGGAAAAGCUUUGGGAAGAGGCCUUUAGCCCAAGUUUUUAUGUGACAAUUACAAAUAGGAACCCAUAGUUACUUAAUUUUUAGAUGACAAUAACUCAGCUGUGGAAGCCUUCCUCUGCUAUUCCCAUUCUCUUUUACAAAUCUAGCUUUGUUUUUUUUGAUCUUACUCCUUUGUAACUAUAUUUUUGAUAUUUUGAUUAGUGGUGCCAUAAGAGAUUUCUUUGUACAUAUAUGCUUUAUAAUAAAUUUACAUUUGUUGACCUAUCUUUCCAGAAGCCUAUGGAAACUAGUACAACUCUUCUGAACUUAUUUGGUUUCUCAUCAGAAUCCUUUGGGGCAACUAGAGAACUGGAGUCAUCAACUGAAGUAGAACUAGAAGACUGACAGAAAAGGCAUAACGGAAGUGAGGAACUCAGAAGAUAGGGUAGCAGUUUAAGAGAUGGUGAUUCCGAAGGAAUUGGGAGCACCUUCAGCCCCAGAGAUGUCACAGACUGCUUCGUAUAAACUCAGUUUCAUCACCUUACCUAUUUUUCAACUUUGCCUUUUCUCCUCAAGAAUCCUUUAUGAAGACAACAGAAGUCAGGCAGGGUGGAUGCAAACUCAUUUAAUAAACCCUCACAGUCAAAGCUGGAACAGAGAUGUUUCUAAAGGGAUCAGAAAAUUAGUAAAUGCAAACCAUGGAUGAAAGUUAUAAGAUUGCUUCCACAGAAAGGAUCCAGUUGUUGGAAAAAGAACUGGCUGUACAAUUGACAGAACUGAAGUCUGAGACACAAGAACAGGGGACUCUUCAGGGGUCAACUCAUCGAGCUUACAGAGCUUGUGUCUUUUUUCCAUCAAAACCAAGACAUAGGGGUUCCCUGGUGGCGCAGUGGUUGAGAGUCCGCCUGUUGUUGCAGGGGACACGGGUUCGUGCCCCGGUCAGGGAAGAUCCCACAUGCCGCGGAGCGGCUGGGCCCGUGAGCCAUGGCCGCUGAGUCUGCGCGUCCGGAGCCUGUACUCUGCAACGGGAGAGGCUACAACAGUGAGAGGCCCGCGUACCGCAAAAAAAAAACAAAAAAAAACAAGACGUGAGGAGAUAAGGGAAGGCAUUAUUCCAACUGCAGUUGUGAAUUCAACACAAAUGGAUCAAGCUUAGCCUCACGUGGCUGAGGGACCUCCUGACUGUCAGCCUGGUGUUCUUUUCACAGGACCACUGCCUCCAGUGAGGUGGCUGAGUCAAAACCCCUUGUUAUUCAAGCAGAUGUCAUGCAGAGGGAGCUAGAGAGCUGCCUAAGGAGAGAGUACACUCCUGAAAAUUUACCUUUGCUUCUGUUGCAGUAUUAUACAGCGAGAAUUACCCAGCUGGCCCAGAGUAAAUAUUUACACAUGCUUAGGUGGAAGAGAUUUUGCCAUCACAGUAAGAUCAUGGAGCAACUUUAUCCUUUUUAUAAAAAGAAACAAGUUGCCUACAUUAUGCAGGAGUACAAUGUUGCCCUUCAGAGAGCUGAUAGAUUGUCUGUUGCAGGAGAAAACUUCCUUAUGGGAAAAAACAAUCCUCCUAACUUAGUGGCACAGGAAGACCUGACUGUUUACACAAAUUAGUUAUUGUGUCACCUACCCUCACUCAAGACUAUUCACCACUACCUGCAGGCCCUCCAGUAUUUGCCCAUCUCCAAAGUGCUGAGUGUAGCUGUUGAUGAAGUCCCCAAUGUUGGUCAGGAAAAUGAAAAGGUCCCUGUCAAUGACGUUGACCCUAACAUCCAGGGUUCUGUAUCUCCAGGCUCUAUGAAUACCAGCGUUUCAGGGCCAACAAGAACAGAAGCUGCUUUCUUUCUGCCCCAACACACAACAGAAACAGAAGAACUGAAACCUCAGCUGAGGCUCCUGCUCUCCCAUUUCAGUAUCCCAUAUGACAUGGAAGAGCUAAGGGAUGCUUCUAAGGAGAUAGAACUUUUUUCCUUGAUUUCCAACCCUGAGAGAGUAAUGCAAGUACUCCAAGAUCAUGCUGCAAAAACAGUCUCGCUGGCUUCGUCUCAUCCAACAUUUGUGGCUUCCCAGGGUUUGCAUCAGGGCAACUAUGACCAAAUCUGGGAGACUAUUUAUAGCAACAUCAACCUCUACCAGAAUGAAAACAUGAAGGAAGAUGAUCUUUCAGUGGAACGAGAUGAAAAUGACCCAGCACAAAUAAGUCUUAGCCAGUGUGCUAAUGAGCCUGUCAAGCAGAAGAAAGAGACAGGGUACAGUUAUGCAGUGGCCCUACAACUGCUGGGCUUGGAUGACGGGACUGGGCCCAUUGAUAGAGAUCCUGUCCUGAUGAGGGGGACCUACUUGUCCUUUCUGUAUCUGCGCCACCUGAGGAUCAGGGAGCUGCAGCACAUCUGCUUAGGAAUUCUGAACUGUUUUAGAUCUGUUGAGCGAACACUGACGAUCAACACUUCAGGCCUUACCUUGAUUGCAGGGAGUCUGGUCCCCACCUCAGAAGAUAGUUUCUGGGUAAAUGUGGCAAAAGGAGGCGUGGGCACCUCGCAAGGCCUAAGUGCUCACCACUGUGCCCAUGGGACAUCUGCCGAGCACAAGGUCACAAAGAGGGCAGCGAGUCAAAUGUUGACCAGGACUGGGGAUGGGCCCAUGCAGGUAUGGACAGAUUUGCUGUGCUGUAUGACAUGUGGACUUGGGAAGCAACUCUUCUAGAAAACAAGCGCCAGGUAUUUUUACCUAGAAAACAAAACAUUUAUUGAACAUUCUUAUAAACCCCAAUAUA